Messenger RNA from Haplochromis burtoni (Burton's mouthbrooder), 2394 nucleotides. It is a transcript of the gene pofut1, whose product is annotated as protein O-fucosyltransferase 1. NCBI's taxonomy places the organism in Eukaryota, Metazoa, Chordata, Actinopteri, Cichliformes, Cichlidae. Gene Ontology annotation, cellular component: endoplasmic reticulum. Gene Ontology annotation, biological process: Notch signaling pathway; regulation of Notch signaling pathway; protein O-linked glycosylation via fucose. The record is from RefSeq and is a predicted model, not a curated record. The transcript is spliced from 7 exons. Gene Ontology annotation, molecular function: peptide-O-fucosyltransferase activity. The coding region runs from base 17 to 1222 and encodes 401 amino acids.
UGUGACAUGAAGCACAAUGGCGGUUAAACAACAGAACAUUGACGGUCUUUCACUAAAAUGUUUAUUCUUAUCACUUCUACUCCAAACUUGUCGAACCUUUGCCGAAGAGCUGCAGUGGGAUGCGAAUGGCUACGUUUUGUACUGCCCGUGCAUGGGUCGCUUUGGAAACCAGGCUGACCACUUCCUAGGAUCUCUGGCCUUUGCAAAGAUGUUGAACCGAACCCUGGCAGUCCCUCCCUGGAUAGUGUACCGCCAUCACACACACCCCUACACCAAUGUAAGUCCAGGCAGCAAGGUCCAUGUUCCCUACAGCGAGUUCUUCGUGCUGGAGGCUUUGUCUGCCUACCACCGUGUGAUCAGCUUGGAGGACUUCAUGGAGAAGCUAGCCCCCAAAUACUGGCCUUCAGGACAGAGGAAUGCCUACUGCUUUGAGACGGCGGCCCAUCGGAGUAAGGACAAGAAGUCCUGCCCAAUGAAGGAUGGGAACCCAUUUGGGCCAUUCUGGGACUAUGCUGGUGUGGACUUUGACAAGUCUGUCUUAUUUGGUGGGAUUUCCUUCAGUGCCUAUCACCAACCUCAGUGGAUGAAGAAGUUUCCUCCCUUUGAGCACCCUGUCCUGGCCAUGCCUGGGGCUCCAGCUCAGUUUCCAGUGAUAGAAGAGCAUGUGGGCCUGCAGCGCUAUAUAGUUUGGUCAGACAAGAUGGUGAAGGAGGGAGAAGAGCACAUUGCCACCUUGCUGACCAGGCCAUAUGUUGGCAUCCAUCUGAGGAUUGGCAUAGACUGGCAAAAUGCCUGCAAACUGCUGAAGAAUGGCGAUGCAGGACCUCAUUUCAUGGCCUCCCCUCAGUGCGUCGGGUAUAACCGUCAAAAAGCCCUGCCCCUCACUAUGGCCAUGUGUCUCCCUGACCUAACUGAGAUUCGUGGGGCUGUCAAGCUGUGGGUAAAGAAGACCAACGCCCGUUCUGUCUACAUCGCCACAGACUCUGAAUCGCACAGUCAGGACAUUGAAAAGCUCUUCAAAGGCAAGGUGAAAGUGGUGAGUCUUCAGCCAGACUUUGCCCAGAUGGACUUGUACAUCUUAGGCCAGUCUGACCACUUCAUUGGCAACUGCGUUUCCUCCUUCUCUGCCUUUGUGAAGAGAGAGCGGGACGUCCGCAGCCUUCCCUCCUCCUUCUUCGGUAUGGACAAGCCGGGGAAAUCAAAUGCCAAAGAAGAGCUCUGAUUGUCAGGCGUUCGUCCUCUGAACACUGAUUCUAAUUACAUGUCAUGAGGAGGCGAGAGAGUGUUCAAAUGUCACACAAUGGUUCACAAUGUGUCCAGUAAGAUUAUAAAUUAAGGCUACACGCAUGUCUACUUUCAGAAUGGGUUAUGUGUGUUAAAACAUGGAGAGUGCUGCUAUCAGGAAACACUAUUUAAAUAAACGCUAUUAUAAUGCAAAUACAGUUUUUUAGGGAGUAAAAAACUGUUAAAUAAGCAGAUGUUUUAACAGUGUUCAUCAGUCAGCCACACAUUCACUCUGAGCUGUUUGUGGUACACAAGUGGAACCUAUACUGCAAUGAGGAGGCAUAAAUGUAUACUGUAAGGACUGUCUGAAAUACCAGUUUUUAGGCUCUGCAUCUAUGGGAUAAUCAACAGAAUGUUCAGGGUUUCAACCAACAGGGGUUGGCAGCUGAACAUGGCUUAAAAGUAUAAGCAGAACCCCCUCCCCAUUUUUACAUUUAGUCAGAAAAAAAGUUAUUAGACAGCAAGCAUCAAGUGAUCUAAUGUCUUUGUUCCCUCUCAUGUUUGUGCAUCAACCUUUUUUGGUUCCCCAUACUGAAGCCAGUUUUCCUUUCCUGAGGAAAACACGCCACUUCCCUAACAUUUCCUUUAGGUACUGCCUUCAACAAACUGUAAAAGAGUGAAUGCACACUCAGCAGUGACGCUCUGCUGCUCUUUCCUUUCCUUCCUCUAUAACCUCCAUAACAUGGAGAUCACAGUAACUGAGCCUGCUGUAUAUACCAGUUCGAGAGAGGGGAAGAGGAGACAUUACCUCUCAGUUUAAAGGUCUCAGGACCAAAAUCCAUAUGUGAACACCUGCACUGAAAGUUGUAAUUUUGUUGAUGUUUAAGGGAAUUUAGAUGUGCAUACAUGUGACGAUGUAUGUUAAGCUGGUAAACGCAAUGAUUUUGAAGUCAAAUGUUUUUCAUGUCUUUUUUUUAAAUCAAUAAAGUCAUGCACACUUUUUUUCUGAAGGACCAGCAGCCUGUUUACUUCCCUCUGGAAGCUUAGCUUUGAAUCAGUUUGUCAAAUCAGUGAACAGGCUAAGCAUGUGGGGCCUUUAUAAGUAUUUUUCAUAAUGUGAGCCUGGAUAUUUUUUUAUUCACAGCUGAAUAAAGUUAAUUUUAAGUUGUA